Molecule: messenger RNA, 1414 nt
Organism: Wasmannia auropunctata (little fire ant)
Lineage: Eukaryota; Metazoa; Arthropoda; Insecta; Hymenoptera; Formicidae
Gene: Tango9
Product: solute carrier family 35 member F6
Exons: 7
Biological process (GO): pyrimidine nucleotide-sugar transmembrane transport
Cellular component (GO): Golgi membrane; intracellular membrane-bounded organelle
Molecular function (GO): pyrimidine nucleotide-sugar transmembrane transporter activity
Source: RefSeq, a predicted model, not a curated record
GUAUCUGUGUUUAUGACAUCGUACUAUACUUUCUGCACUUAAAAUGAAAUCAGUAUUAAGCUUGUUUUUUGUCACUGCACUGAAUUGUACUAAUACUUUCACUUUCACUAAACUUUGAAUGUAAUUAUUUCAUUUUAAGUACAACGAACGUAUAUACAUUAGUUCAAUUAAACAGAUCUAUAAUUAGAUGUUGAAGGAAAGAAUGAAUUGGAAGUUUAAUUACAAAGAACAAAUAUUUUUUUAAGUCUGUUGAAUUGUUUUAAUACAUAUGUUUUAUAUGUGUAUAGUCAUGUACAUACACAUAUAAACAGAAAAUAUCUAUUUAGUGGUUUGUCAUUAUCUGCUUCUCAUAAACAACAAUGGCGUGGUCAAAUUAUCAACGUACUUUAGCUAUACUUCAAAUAGUUACUGGCUCAUUUAAUACUUUAUCAGUUAAAUAUGCAGAUAAACAAGUUGUACUUGGUGAAGAUGGACAACUUAGACAUUUCAAUCAUCCUUUUAUGCAAUCAUCAUUUAUGUUUUUUGGAGAGGCUCUUUGUUUCUUAGCGUUUAAAAUCUUCUACUAUUAUUAUAAUCAACGAGGUGAUGGCUCUGUAGAUACUAAUGUACUCACUAAGGGUUCAAGGAUUUUUAAUCCUUUUAUUUUAUUGAUACCUGCACUGUGUGAUAUGUUUGCAACAUCCAUAAUGUACAUCGGCUUGAAUAUGACUUAUGCAAGUAGUUUUCAAAUGUUGCGUGGAUCAGUAAUUGUUUUUACAGGAAUGUUUUCUAUUGGAUUUCUUAAUAGAAAAUUGGGAGUAAGAGAAUGGAUAGGCAUCGGUUUUGUCAUAAUUGGUUUAGCAUUUGUUGGUGUUAGUGACAUAUUAACAAUGGAAAACAGUGAUAUCAGUGCAAAUUCUAUAAUCACUGGGGACUUACUUAUUAUAUUUGCUCAGGUAAUAACAGCUGUUCAAAUGGUUGUCGAAGAGAAGUAUGUGGGACAGCAGGAUAUUCCUGCAUUACAAGCAAUUGGAUGGGAAGGUAUUUUUGGAUUUAUUGGUAUUUCUAUUGCAAUAAUUCCUCUCAAUUACAUUACUGCGCCACCGCCUUUUGCGGAUAAUUCACGUGGUACACUUGAAGCCACUGUAGAAGCUCUCAUCCAAAUAGCAAACAAUAACAAAUUAUUAAUAGCUGUUAUUGGUAUAUCAUUUAGUAUUGCUUUUUUUAAUUUUGCUGGUAUUAGCGUUACUAAGGAAAUGAGUGCUACAACGAGAAUGAUUUUAGACAGUGUUCGUACAAUUGUGAUAUGGGUAUUUUCUUUGGCAUUUCAAUGGCAAGUUUUUCAUUAUAUGCAGCUCAUUGGUUUUGUAAUUCUUUUAAUUGGUAUGGCAUGUUACAACAAUAUUGUUAUUCCACAAUUAAUUAGAUCGGAAGA